Molecule: messenger RNA, 1699 nt
Organism: Lepus europaeus (European hare)
Lineage: Eukaryota; Metazoa; Chordata; Mammalia; Lagomorpha; Leporidae
Gene: RAB28
Product: RAB28, member RAS oncogene family
Exons: 7
Coding region: 197-862 (221 amino acids)
Cellular component (GO): Golgi apparatus; endosome
Molecular function (GO): GTP binding; GTPase activity
Source: RefSeq, a predicted model, not a curated record
GCGUCGGGGGGCGGGGCGGCGGGUAAUAUGGCGCCCGGCGAGUGAUUCUCCCCGAAUCCCUCCGGUGGCUGCUGAGACACUGGGGCGGGGAGUUCAGCCCCCACUGCCUGCCUUCCGCCUCUUCCCCGCCCCUGGAGGCCUCCUGCUUCCCUUCCUUCUCCCACCUCGGGGGGGCAGGCCUGGUUCCUGGGACACCAUGUCCGACUCUGAGGAGGAGAGCCAGGACCGGCAGCUGAAAAUCGUCGUGCUGGGGGACGGCACCUCCGGGAAGACCUCCUUAGCUACCUGUUUUGCUCAAGAAACUUUUGGGAAACAGUACAAACAAACUAUAGGACUGGACUUCUUUUUGAGAAGGAUAACAUUGCCAGGAAACUUGAAUGUUACUAUUCAAGUUUGGGAUAUAGGAGGGCAGACGAUAGGAGGCAAGAUGUUGGAUAAAUAUAUCUAUGGAGCACAGGGAAUCCUGUUGGUAUAUGAUAUUACAAAUUAUCAAAGUUUUGAGAAUUUAGAAGAUUGGUAUGCUGUGGUGAAGAAAGUGAAUGAGGAGUCGGAAACUCAGCCACUGGUUGCCUUGGUAGGCAAUAAAAUUGACUUGGAGCAUAUACGAACAGUGAAAUCUGAAAAACACUUACGGUUUUGCCAGGAAAAUGGUUUUAGUAGCCACUUUGUCUCAGCUAAGACAGGAGACUCUGUCUUCCUGUGUUUUCAGAAAGUUGCUGCUGAAAUCCUUGGAAUCAAAUUAAACAAAGCAGAAAUAGAACAGUCACAGAGGGUGGUGAAGGCAGAUAUUGUAAACUACAACCAGGAACCCAUGUCAAGGACUAUUCACCCGCCUAGAAGCUCUAUGUGUGCAGUUCAAUGAGCACAUUUUUCUUUUGUAUUGAUGGUUUUGGCUGCCCUUCACCUCUGAGGGGGCCCAAGACUUCAAGGAACUUGCUUUUAUCAGUGACCAUCUCUGUAGUUCAGUUCACACUUUCCUCCCAACUUGCUUCAUCAGUAAGUGUUGCCUCAGAGCCACAGGCAGCUCUUUGGACUGGAAAGAAUUCAACUUCAGGACCACACACUUUGAAUUCAAAAUGGAAAGCCCAUUCUCUGGAAUUUAGACUGCUUCAUUGAAAAAGAAUGGUAUUGGUUCUUGUUAUAUCUCUAGUUUUAUUCCUCCGGUAUAAAACAGUUUUUUAACCAAAUAUGAAAGCUGUCCAAGUCUUGAUCAUCAGCCUGGAUUUUGCCGCAAUAUAGAUACAUUCUCUUAUUGGGACUUAAAUAUCUCAAAGUGUAUGUUAAAGUGCAAACAUUGAAACAAGUAAUAUAUUUUAUCUACAGAUAAUUAAGAAGGCAUUCUUUUGCUGUCAGUUGUGAGUAAAAAUAUAUAAAGCUGUAUCUAACAGAAAAUGCUUAAAAAGAGGCUGUAAUAGAAAUAUUUUUUCAUUAAAAAAAAGAGCCUAAAUGGUUUAUAUUGUAGUUUGUAACUCACAAAGUACUGAGUGUUUGAUAUUGUAUUUUAUUACUGUAUCAUGGUCAUUGUGUAUUGUAGAAUACUCGGGUUAGAUGGCUUUAUGAAUUUUGGUCAAUGUUCAGGUGAUGUACCACAUGGAUUUUUUCUCCUACAAACCACAGAAGAGCACUCCCAGAGUGAGUUACAACGUACUGUUGGAUCAUUGUGGAUCAGACUGUACCUGAUGUUCAGAUGUUUUUCUGU